AUGAGCAGUGAAGCCAUCACUGUAUUCGCCGUUGCGGAGACCCACCUACGCAAUCUAGAAGAACCACCGAUUCAAUCCGGAUGGCAAUGGGCGGGCUGCAACCGCACCGGCGAAAGCCGCAGAGGUGGUGGCGUGGGUGUGAUUUUGGGCAACGGCUCCACGUGGGUGCCAAUGGCGGGCUCCUGCGAAGAACAUAUGUGGAUAUCUGGAAGCAUUGUUGGUAUCCCAGUGCUGGUGGGCGUCGUGUACCUCACGGUUGCACGCGGAGAACAUGACGGCAACGACAGGGUCAUACAAUGCAUCAUCGAAGAUGUAAAGCGAUGGACUCCGCAAUACGAAAUACUAUUGCUGGGAGACUUCAACGGACACAUCCAGGUCAUAGACGGAUACCAAGACCGAAACGGAGAGUUGAUGAUUCGGUGUACACGAGAGCUUUCCCUCGAGAUCGGCAAUCUCCGAGCCGAUUGUGAGGGCGAGUUCACCUGGUGCGCCCGCAACAGCCGCACUACUAUAGACUACGCGCUGGUGUCUUCGAAAUUGGGGGCCCAUAUCACGCAGAUGCAUAUCGACGAGGACGGACACUUCAGCCUAGGGAGCGACCACAACCGCCUGCGCUUGUCUUUCUCGGCAUCCGCCUGGCGACAUCGAGAAGUGGAGAGACGCGACCCAGCCCGUCCAUACCUACCAACACGGUCAUACGAAAGAGUGGCCGAGCAGUUCGAACAGAGUGAGAUGCGGAAUCGGGCUACGACGUACGACGCGUUCAUCGAGGCGAUGCGACACAUCAUGCGACAACAUGAGGUGCGCACUAGCUCGCGGGGCGGCACACAGAGGAAGCCAUGGUGGAACCAGGAGGUGAAACAGGCCCUGGAAGCGAGGCGAAGAGCAAAUCGUACACACCGUAGAGCCGUCAAGCUCUCUUCUGCCGAACACUGCCGCUCAGCAUGGGAAGAAUACCUGCGGUGCAAACACUACAUGCAGGACGUUGUGCAGAGAAAAAUUGCAGAGCACAACCACCGGCAGCUACAAACGAUCACCCGUGUGGGUCGCGACAGAGGCCGGAGGUUUUGGUCAUACGUGCGGACACUUGAGCAUAAGCCACCCCGACAUGACCUGAGGGACGAGACUACCGGAUUAGCGGUCACGGACCUCCCUCGACACCUGACGCGACACGUACAAGCGGUGUACGAUCAACCGACAGGCGCAUCACUUGAAAAGCCAGCAGCGAACCACCCUGCACCGAGCAGCUCUCCAACAGAUCUGCCAUGGCAUGCCACGCCACAAACACUGAAGCGUGCCAUAGCCCAUAUCAGGGCACAAACAGCACAAGGCCUUGACAACAUACCCGCACGCCUGAUCAAAAGCCUGGGCCCACAGGCACGUGAUCAACUCGCCGAAAUAUACACCGGCAUUGUAGCAGGUGACCCAAUACCCGCGGAUUGGCUGAAAGGGCGUGUGUGUCUUGUGCCAAAGAAGGGUGGUGACCAUGGUCUGCUCAGGACUACAGACCAAUCACUGUCACAAGCGUGUUGUACCGCGUGUUCGCCCAUGUUGUGA
This is a messenger RNA of Rhipicephalus sanguineus (brown dog tick), 1557 nucleotides long. RefSeq lists its product as uncharacterized. NCBI's taxonomy places the organism in Eukaryota, Metazoa, Arthropoda, Arachnida, Ixodida, Ixodidae. The record is from RefSeq and is a predicted model, not a curated record. Bases 1 to 1557 code for a protein of 518 amino acids. The transcript has a single exon. Gene Ontology annotation, molecular function: catalytic activity.